AUGGCUGAUAAGAAGAAAGACCCUGAACCGGAGGCUGAAGAAGAAUUUUCCGUAGAAAAAGUUUUAGACCGACGCGUUAGGAAUGGAAGGGUCGAGUAUUUUUUGAAAUGGAAAGGCUACAGUGACGAAGACAAUACUUGGGAGCCUGAAGAGAAUCUUGACUGUCCUGAUCUCAUACAGGCGUUCGAGGAGGCGCGAAAGAAGAAGGACACGGACGGCAAGGGAACCAGAAACGAAAAGGAGAAGAAAAGAAAAUCAACAGCAGCUACACCCGACUUGAAAGGUGCCAAGAAAGGAAAAGUGGAUGACAAAAAGACAUCUGGCUUUGAACGUGGAUUGGAACCAGAGAAAAUUAUUGAAGGCAAGGGAACCAGAAACGAAAAGGAGAAGAAAAGAAAAUCAACAGCAGCUACACCCGACUUGAAAGGUGCCAAGAAAGGAAAAGUGGAUGACAAAAAGACAUCUGGCUUUGAACGUGGAUUGGAACCAGAGAAAAUUAUUGGAGCGACGGAUAGCAGUGGAGAGUUAAUGUUCCUUAUGAAAUGGCAAGGCACAGAUGAAGCUGAUCUAGUGCCGGCCAAGCAAGCUAAUGUCAAGUGUCCACAGGUUGUGAUACAGUUCUACGAGGAACGACUAACAUGGCACACACCAUCUGCUGACGAGUCAACUACUGAUGAUUAG
This is a messenger RNA of Danaus chrysippus (African queen), 681 nucleotides long. NCBI's taxonomy places the organism in Eukaryota, Metazoa, Arthropoda, Insecta, Lepidoptera, Nymphalidae. The record is from the annotation of a GenBank genome assembly.